Molecule: messenger RNA, 3110 nt
Organism: Panicum virgatum (switchgrass)
Lineage: Eukaryota; Viridiplantae; Streptophyta; Magnoliopsida; Poales; Poaceae
Product: ATP-dependent DNA helicase DDM1-like
Exons: 14
Coding region: 184-2760 (858 amino acids)
Cellular component (GO): nucleus
Molecular function (GO): ATP-dependent chromatin remodeler activity; ATP binding; DNA binding
Source: RefSeq, a predicted model, not a curated record
CUCUCGCCUCCCAAGAGCCCUCGCCGCCUACUAAAAAUAAUAUUAAGGCCACUGCUCGUGCUCUCGACCCCUGUUCCUCUCCCCACUCGCACCAUUUCUCGGCUUCCUCUGAUUUCUUUUAUUCUGAUAAGUUGUCUGUGCUUGGGGAAGCAUCAAUCAAGGGCUUGAUCUGGUGGGAGAACCAUGAUGGAAGGGGUGGUAGUCGCCAUGCCGAACGGGGUGAAAGCGGAAGUCGCCCCCGCCGCUGCCACGGCAGAUUCUCCUAAAUCCGUUCUGGAGGACGAGAAAAUUUCUGACCCCAACAACGGGAACGCCUCCAUUGCCACUGAGCCAACUAAGCAAGUGGAGGAGAGCUCGGAUGAUUUUGUGGAUGCAAGCUCGUCCCUGCCUGUUGACCUUGAAAUUGAUAGUGCUAGUGUGCACCCUGUUAAGAAGGAAGAGCAGCUUCUGGAGCCCGUCAGGGAGGAGGAAGUUGAUGGUUUCGUUGAUGAAAGUAUAUCUAUGCCUAUUGACCUUGAGGCCAAGAAUGGCGAUGCAUCCCUGAUCACAGAAGCAAUGAAGAAGGAAGAGGAGCAGCUUGAGGAGGCGCGGGUUAAGGCAGAGGAAGAAGAGGAAACCAGGAAGAGGGAAGAAGCUGCAAGACUUGCUUUUGAUCCUGAGACACGGUAUAGCAAGUUAGAUGAGUUGCUGACGAAGACACAGCUCUUUUCGGAGUUUUUACUUCAGAAAAUGGAUCAAAUCGCUGAUGAAGUUGUUGAACCUCAAGCUGAAGAGCCACCAGCAGCAGAAAAGAAGAAAGGACGUGGCCGGAAGAGGAAAGCUAAAGCUGUGCCCCAAUACAAUGAUAAAAAGGCUAAGACGGCAGUGGCAGCCAUGCUUACAAGAUCUCGUGAAGAACGCCUUGCUAACGAUUGUACUCUCCCAGAAGAAGAAAGGUGGAAAAAUGAGCAAGCCAAUCUUGUGCCUUUAAUGACUGGUGGGAAGUUGAAGUCAUACCAGAUAAAGGGUGUGAAGUGGCUAAUUUCAUUGUGGCAGAAUGGGCUCAAUGGGAUACUGGCUGACCAGAUGGGCCUUGGGAAAACAAUCCAAACAAUUGGAUUUCUUGCUCAUCUGAAAGGGAAAGGAAUGCACGGUCCAUACAUGGUAAUCGCUCCUUUGUCCACUCUCUCAAACUGGGUCAAUGAGAUCUCAAGGUUUGUUCCAUCUGUUACUAGUAUCAUUUAUCAUGGAGAUAAAGUGGCCAGGGCUGAGAUAAGAAGAAAAUUCAUGCCUAAAACGAAAGAUGCUGUUAGCCCUGAUUUUCCGAUAGUAGUGACUUCAUAUGAGAUGGCCAUGUCAGAUGCGAUAUUUCUUGCUCACUAUAAGUGGAAGUAUGUUGUUGUGGAUGAGGGGCAUCGUUUGAAAAAUUCUAAGUGUAAAUUGUUAAGGGAGAUAAAGCGCAUUCCGAUGGAUAAUAAGCUCCUUUUGACUGGGACACCCCUUCAGAACAAUCUUGCAGAGCUGUGGUCCCUCCUGAACUUCAUUUUGCCUGAUAUAUUCUCAUCACACCAGGAAUUUGAAUCAUGGUUUGAUUUUUCUGGAAAAGCAAGUGAAGAAAAAGAACCUGAGGAGAAUAGGAGGGUUCAUGUUGUUUCAAAGCUUCAUGCCAUUUUGCGUCCAUUCCUUCUUAGGCGGAUGAAAGAGGAUGUAGAGCAGAUGCUUCCACGAAAGAAAGAGAUAAUCAUUUAUGCUAACAUGACCGAACUUCAGAAGCGAAUCCAGGAUCACUUAGUUGAGAAAACAUUUGAUGUCUACUUGAACAAAGAAACAGAUAUUGUGUUGAGGAGACCUGGCAUUAAGGCAAAGCUAAAUAGUCUCUUUAUUCAACUAAGGAAGAAUUGCAGUCAUCCUGAUCUUUUGGAAGCUGCAUUUGGAACAACAAGCCUGUAUCCACCUGUUGAUAAGCUUCUAGAGCAAUGUGGCAAAUUUCAGCUUCUGGACAGAUUACUAACUAAGCUACUCGCACGAAAGCACAAGGUUCUAAUAUUUUCACAAUGGACAAAAGUUUUGGACAUUAUUGAGUAUUACCUAGAUUCAAAAGGCCUCGACGUUUGCAGAAUUGAUGGUGGUGUUAAGUUAGAAGAGAGAAGGAGGCAGAUAGCAGAAUUUAAUGACUUGAAUAGCAAUCUGAACGUCUUUAUUCUGAGCACACGGGCUGGUGGGCUUGGUAUCAACCUUACUUCUGCUGAUACUUGUAUCUUAUAUGACAGCGACUGGAAUCCUCAGAUGGAUCUUCAGGCCAUGGAUAGAUGCCACCGGAUUGGUCAGACACGCCCAGUGCAUGUUUAUAGGCUGGCAACAUCACAUUCUGUUGAGGUACUUUUCAAUGAUCUGUAUCUUCAGAUUAGUUGCUUGGGCCUACUCUUAGGUUUACUCAGCUUUUCAUCAUUGCAGGGGCGGAUCAUCAAGAAAGCUUUUGGGAAGUUGAAACUGGAGCACGUGGUGAUAGGGAGGGGACAGUUUGAACAAGAGAGAGCAAAGCCUAACGUCUUAGAGGAAGGGGAGCUGCUGGCGCUGCUCAGGGACGAGCAGGCCGAGGAAGACAAGAUGAUCCAGACUGACAUCAGCAACGAAGAUCUCUUGAAGCUGAUGGACCGGAGCGACCUGUCUGGGCCGCCUGGUGCUGCCGACGCCGCACCACUGAUCCCUCUGAAAGGCCCUGGCUGGGAGGUCGUGGUGCCCACGAAGAGUGGAGGCAUGCUCGCGGCGCUCACCAGCUGAGCGCCGGCGCUGUGUUUUGGCUGCAUGUCAGGCGAUAUUUUGCACAGAUGCCCUGGAAAACACUGUUGAACGGGGUGUUGCGCCUGCAGCAAGUAGAGUAGGCGAUGUUGUGAUACUAUAAGCCCCUGGAAAGCCGCGUUGUGACGUGAGCUGUGUGCGGUUCUGUUGCUGCAUUUGCUGGUGGAGCCUGUAGCCCUCGAAAACAGGUUUGGACGCCUGAACAAGGUUGUGGGUUGGGGCGUGUAAACUGUAGUAAUGCCUAAGAGCACUGAAAUUCGGUGGCUCUUUUGAAUUCACUUGCUAAUGCCACGAAUUUGAAAGCCAGGGCGCAUUGCUACAAGGCUGGGAAA